Molecule: messenger RNA, 762 nt
Organism: Trichoderma reesei QM6a
Lineage: Eukaryota; Fungi; Ascomycota; Sordariomycetes; Hypocreales; Hypocreaceae
Exons: 2
Coding region: 1-762 (253 amino acids)
Source: RefSeq, a predicted model, not a curated record
AUGAACACCCUCGACAGCGACAAGCCCAUCCCAUCAAGACCCGCAUCCUCCUCCUCCUCCUCCCCUCCGCCUCCGCUUCUCCCGCCCCGGCCUCGCGGCCCCGAACUCCGCCGCUCGAGCCGCGCUGCCGGAGCGGCCAUCUUUGGCGACAGCGACGACGACGGCGGCGACAUUGUCGAUGUUGACGAUCUCCCGCCCUCGUACGAGGCUUCUACCAUACGCAGACCAAGCGACGCCCACAUCCACAUCACCGUCCGCUCCUCCUCCUCCCACAACCACCACCACCACGCCGCCGACGCCGCCGCAACCAGCGCAUCCUCCCUCCCCUCCCUCAUCGCCGCCCGCUCCGGCCGCACCAGCAUAAACACCCAAGGCUACCUCCUCACAAGCCCCAUGGACCCCCAUCAUCACACGUCAACUACCUCGCUCUGGAGGAAACAUAAGAAUAGAAACCGUUACGACGGCAGAGAUGACGACGGUUCGGGCUGCAUAGCCUCUGAUUCGGGGGGGUGCUGCUUCUCCCGCCGCGGAGGCUGCUUCUUCAGCGAUAGGGGAGGAUGCUGCUUGAGCGAUAGGGAGGGAUGCUGCUGUUCGGAUACGGGCGGGUGUUGCUUUUCGAGCGAUGGGGGCUCGUGCUGCUCUGAUGGCGCCGGGUUGAGCUGCUGUUCGAGGUGUGGGGGAGAGGGCGGUGAUGAUGGUGGUGGUGGUGGCGGUGGUGGUAUUCGUGAGAUGACGAUGGAGCGGAAUGUGAGGUUUGCUUGA